AUGCCUACCACACUUCACAAGACGCGCAAGCAAAUCUCAAAAAAGAGAAAUGGUGUCGUCAACGCCCUUCAUGAAAAGUCCAGAGACUCCAUGCGUCUUCACAAGGCCGGUGUAAGAGAUCAGCGUAUUGAGAAGCUGGCUGCUGCUAGGAGCAAAAAGGAACAACCACUCGUCGAACGUGUUGCUUUCUUCCAGCAAGCACUACGCCUGAAAGACAAAGAAAGCAACGCUGUCCCAAGCCUUGAAGAGAUCCAGAUCAUGAUUGACUCUUUUGUUCAUCAAUACGAUGAAGAGUAUGAUGCAGCCAAGAAGACCCGUCGUCCUGGCCGACCUGCUAGUGUUAAGGAGGACCUUCUCAAGGCCAAGAUUAACAUUCUUGAGGAAGAGUACAAGGGUGGAUUUGUUAUACCUGAUCUGCUGGAUAGCCACAACGUCAACAUUCUUCACCUCUGGGAAGGUUCUUGGUCAUAUCUCACUCACCUGAAAUGGAUCAAGGUCAACAGUGAAGGUCAGGUUCGGUCUACAGCUUUCCCUUCAGGUGGAACCAACUGA
Fusarium coffeatum is the source of this 552-nucleotide messenger RNA. RefSeq lists its product as uncharacterized. Gene Ontology annotation, cellular component: nucleus. The record is from RefSeq and is a predicted model, not a curated record. Lineage: Eukaryota; Fungi; Ascomycota; Sordariomycetes; Hypocreales; Nectriaceae. The transcript is spliced from 4 exons. The coding region runs from base 1 to 552 and encodes 183 amino acids.